Messenger RNA from Tuber aestivum (summer truffle), 1840 nucleotides. The record is from the annotation of a GenBank genome assembly. Lineage: Eukaryota; Fungi; Ascomycota; Pezizomycetes; Pezizales; Tuberaceae.
GAGUUCAAUCUUUUUUUCUUGUAAAUCCUACACUGUACGAGUACGAUAUAAUCGAGUCUCCAAAGCGUCAAACAAUUUAUAGAAGCAACAAACGCCACGACCCCCAGCAAUCCCAGUAUUUAUUUUAUUUACCCACUACUACCGCAACCACUUUAUUGUUAGGAGAAUGCCAAAAGAAGUCGCACCUCGUCAGAGCCGACGCCAUAAUCCUCUGCAUGAUGAUCUGGUUGAAAACGACAGCGGAAAUCUACAGAAAAUUGCGCGGUCAAGACGGAAGGAAAAGCACGAAAAUUUUGAGAGCUACGUCGACUCUGGGUUAUCAAAGCGAAUUCUAAAAAUUGCUCGGGACCAACAAGAUGAACUUCACGAGGAAGAAGCCGAAAAAAACGCUGCGCAGGGUGAAUUCUUUGGAUCGGCUGCCGACAUACGAUUUCAGGACGAGGAGGAAGAAUCCGAUGAGGAAGAGUAUGACGAAGUUGACUUUGGCGAAGAUGAUAUUGUUGAGGAAGUCGUAUGCUUACCGCAUAUUUCUACCGCAGACCUAGUACUGACAGUUAACAGGAGGUCGAUGAAGGAGACAUAGAACUAUUCAAUCAAUUCAUGCCAUCAGACCAGGGGCCCGAACAGCGGAUAUCUCUUGCGGACAAGAUCUUGGAGAAAAUCGCAGAGCAUGAGGCAAGGUUAGCGGGGCACCCAAUAGAAGGCGAGCAGACGUCUACACUACCGCCAAAGAUAAUCGAAGUCUACACAAAGUUCGUGUGUCCAACAUCCCUCAUCAUAUCUCGCCUCGUAAUCGAAUUUUACUCACUACAGUUUCAUACAGAGUUGGGCUUUUGCUCUCACGCUACAAAUCUGGGAAGCUCCCUAAAGCGUUUAAGAUCAUCCCAUCCCUCAACAACUGGGAGGAGAUUCUCCUCAUCACCAGGCCAGAUCAGUGGUCGCCCCAUGCUUGCUAUGAAGCAACCAGACUCUUUGCCAGCACCAAAGCUAAUCAAUGCCAAAAGUGAGAUCCCGCCUGACAGUCUUACCAGCUGCCGGUAUUCCUACUAACAGCUUGAGCCCAUAGGUUCUUAAACGUUGUGCUUCUCGAUCGAGUACGUGACGACAUCCAGGAGCACAAGAAACUCAAUGUCCACCUUUAUAAUGCCAUCAAGAAAUCGCUGUAUAAACCUGCGGCGUUCUUCAAAGGAUUCCUAUUCCCUCUUGCUCAGGUUCGUGCGAUCCCCCGGUCCAUCAGUGCGACGUAUCUAAUAUCCAACCCAGACUGGAACAUGUACCUUGAAAGAGGCUCAAAUCGUCGGCUCAGUCUUAACUCGCAUCUCGGUCCCAGUUCUUCACUCCGCUGCAGCGCUUCUCCGCCUAUGCGAAAUGGAUUACACCGGCCCAACAUCGGUUUUCAUUAAAGUUCUAAUCGACAAGAAGUACGCGCUCCCGUACAAGGUUAUCGACGCUCUUGUUUUUCACUAUAUGAGGUUUAAGUCGGCCCCCGACGCGCUCCCGCUGCUGUGGCACCAGAGCUUUUUGGCUUUUGCCCAGAGAUACAAAAAUGAUAUUACUGAAGACCAGCGGGAUGUGCUGUUGGAUGUUUUGCUUGUCAAAGGUCAUCCGCUUGUUGGCCCGGAGAUCAGGAGGGAGCUCCUGGAAGGGAGAGGUAGGGGUGUCGAGACCGGGGUAGCAGAUGACGAUUUGAUGCUAGACUGAACUCUUAAUGUAAAAUAGUCGUAGGCAGUGGUUCGAAGUUUUUACGACUUUUUGCAGCGAGUCUGCACUCAUAUCAGUAGCAAAUCUAAGCACGAACACCGUCAUUCCCUAAACUUCGCUUGCUACAUUAAUUUCGGCA